Lutzomyia longipalpis is the source of this 6441-nucleotide messenger RNA. It is a transcript of the gene Crag, whose product is annotated as DENN domain-containing protein Crag. The coding region runs from base 910 to 5736 and encodes 1608 amino acids. The transcript has 11 exons. The record is from RefSeq and is a predicted model, not a curated record. Lineage: Eukaryota; Metazoa; Arthropoda; Insecta; Diptera; Psychodidae. Gene Ontology annotation, biological process: regulation of Rab protein signal transduction. Gene Ontology annotation, molecular function: protein binding. Gene Ontology annotation, cellular component: cytoplasmic vesicle.
UGGCAAGACAGUGGCGCGUGUCAGAUUUGCUGUCAUUUAUUUUUUGUUCGUCGCAGUGAAAAGACGAGUUCCGCGAGACUUUUUCAAAGCAAAAGCUGCAAAAGCAAUCCAAGUUUUGAGAGCGAUCGGAGCCUCCACACACGGCCAAUUACUGUUGCGCCAAUUCACAGUACAUUCUCGCGGUGUAAUUACAUUUAAUGCGAUCGCGAAGGCUGAAUGAGUCACCGUGCGAGGCAGGAGAAGGAGGAAAGAAAAAAUAAAAAAUAAAAAGUGCGACUCCAAAGUGUUUGUGUUGAGAAAUCUCUGUGACUGUGAUUUUCCUCGGUGGUUGGGCAGUUUUUUUUUCGGUGGCAUUUCUGGGGUGAUUAUUCGCGAUACUUUUACGCUUUUCGUGUGCUUUGUCUCUCCAUCGUGGGCUUUGUGGUUGGUGCGGUGUGUGAAGAAGAAAUCUUAUCGGGCAGCGAAGCUGGUGGGUGACGACGACAAAAGGCUCAAUGAAAGUCGCGGAGAGCUCGUGAGGAGAGGAGGAAGUCCAAAAUUGAUGUGAUAAAUUAAUGCAGCACAAGUUGACUUGAAUUCUAUGUGAAGAAGGCGAGCGAGAAGAACAUACAAAUUGCGUUUUUGUGAUUUACUCGCUUCGUUGUCGCGCGGCCAGAGUUGAUUGUUUCCUCCUUCGUUACUUUUGUAGUGUUUGUGCGGUCCGGAAGACGCCACACGACAGUUGGUGGUGGUGGGGAAGAUGCAAGAAAAUGACCCACGAAUCACAAGGACUUGCAAACUAAAAAUAGCCACAACACAGUGAGACAAGUGUCUUGUUGGGCUGCCUUCUGCUGCUGUUGCUGCAGCAUUUGGAGGUCCUGAACCUCCUUUUGUGUCCCACACAUAGAGGCUAAGAAGGAGUAGAAAAAAAUGGAGGAGAAACGUGUUGCUGACUACUUUGUCGUGGCUGGAAUGCCCGAACAGCCACAACUCCUUCAGGAGAACAUCUUCAAUGAUAGUGGUCACCUCAAGGCGGCCGCCUCAACGGAUCCCAUUAUCGAUAUUGGGGUCUUCUUUCCAGCGCAUGGAGAGAAAGUCCCGCGGGGCUAUGAUAUUCUCGAAUAUACCCCAUCGGGAUUGUAUGCUGAUCUCAAUUUUGGCUCUGUACGCGCCACAGCCUGUUUCAUCUACUUCCGACGUGGACGUGAUAAGCCACCCCUUGUGGACAUUGGUGUGAUGUAUGAUGGAGCUGAGAGAAUUAUGCCAGAUGCUGAGAUUGUUCUACAAACCCCCGGGGAACGUGUUGCGAAUGUCAACAAUUCCUCCGCAAAGACUUUCUUGACGUUCCGGCGUGCAAAGCCGGAUAUGCCGUGUAAUGAGCUCGUGGUGACGGAUUUGUGCGUGAUUGUACCGAGUAAGGGGGAACGGCCACCACAUGCCUUCUGCCAGAUUCACAAAACCCUCAAUAAGGGUAUGAUGGGGAGUGAUGUGUAUCUGUGCUACAAGAAAUCCAUGAAUCGCCCCCAUCACAUCAGCUACCAGCCGGAAAUUCUCCACAGAUACCCGGCAGCUGAUCACAAUGACUUCCCACUUAAUCUCUGCCCUAGUGUGCCUUUGUUUUGUCUCCCCAUGGGGAGCUCGCUGGAGGUGUGGCCGCAUGUUAUUGUGGAUGGUGAGAAACGCCGUAGGGCUGCAAUAGCUCCCAUUUUCAGCACAUUUGUCCUCACUGUGGCUGAUGGGACGUACAAGGUGUAUGGAUCAGCACUCACGUUCUACGAGGAUUUUCGGCAUGAAAAUCUCACGCAGGAACAAAAAGAAAUGCUCGAUUGGACGGAGGAUAUGAAGGAGACGCACACACUUCAUGUCAAUAAAUCCAUCUGCCUCCUCUCGCAUCAUCCCUUUGGCGACACAUUCGAGAAGUGGCUGCAAUUCCUUCAACAAAUGGCGGCAAGUAGGCAACCAAUGCCAGUACCAAUUGAGAGAUACAUAACACAGCUGCUCGAUGAAGUGCCCUUCCCAUCGCCAAGUAUCCUCCUUCAGCUGUCCACUGUUAACAAUGACCGUAUUCUACUAACACAGCCCGAGGAUUCCCCGUUGCCACGCAGUGGGGCUGGUUUUAGGCAACUUCUAGCCAAUUUGGGACCCGAAAAUUGCCUUCAUGUCCUUUUGCUCGUUCUCACGGAGCAGAAGAUUCUCAUUCACUCCCUCAGACCUGCAACACUAACAGCAGUGGCUGAAGCUGUUGUGACACUCCUCUUUCCCUUCAAAUGGCAAUGCCCCUACAUCCCCCUUUGCCCCCUGGGACUCGCUGAAGUCCUCCAUGCACCACUACCCUACUUAAUUGGCGUCGAUUCGCGCUUCUUUGAUCUCUACGAUCCCCCGAAUGAUGUAACCUGCGUGGAUUUGGACACAAACAGCAUCAGUGUGUGUGAAUCACAGAAGCAUCUAAAUACGAAAAUUCUCCCAAAGCGUCCAGCGAGGAUUCUCAAGCAGACACUGAAGCAUCUCGAGGAGGUGGGUCAGUGCCACAAUGUGGAUAGCACAAAUAGCCUCGAUAGGGAUAUAAAGCGAAAGAAGCGCGAACAGAAUCUGGAGCAGAGGAUUCAGGAGGCAUUCCUGCGAUUUAUGUCGUCAAUCUUGCGCGGCUACCGUGACUACUUGGUGCCAAUGUCAAAGGCACCCACAAUUGGCGCCACAGAUCCCAAUGCGCUGUUUCAGUUGAAUGCAUUCCUCCGGUCACGGGACAAGGCGCACCAUAAAUUUUUCCAAUUACUUAUGAAGACACAGAUGUUCAUACGUUUCAUCGAGGAGAGGUCAUUUGUGUCCGAUGGGGAUCAAGGAUUGGCAUUUUUUGAUGAGUGCACCGAGAAGGUGGGCGCCUAUGAGGAUACCCCGACAGAGAUAAGGCUCGUGGAAUGGGAUACGGGGCAUAGUAGUGAGAGGACAAAGUUCAUUUUGCCACCUGAAUGCCAACCCGGAGCCACAAAUGGAUUGCAAACAUUCACAUAUAGCACAUUUAUGCUCAAUCCCACACUGUUGAAGCACUCAAAGAAGACCCACCUGUCGAAUUUUGCUCAAGUGCACGCGCACGUUACUCCCGGAUCCCCAAUGGCACGUCGGACGAAGCAUGAAAUUAAGACGGCGCAAAAGAUUGCACGGAAGAGUGCCCUAAAUCCGGAAUCAUGGGCAAAGCAUCUUCUUGCCACGUGCUACAGCAUUUACUUCAUCAUCCUCCCAAGUGUGGUGAUUGAUAAUCCCGGCAAGGAGCACAGUAUCCUCCGGGCAGCGUAUGAUUUGCUUGGGAAGGCGAGCAAGUAUAAAAUUCAAUGCGAUGAAGUUUGCUAUCGUGUUAUGAUGCAAUUGUGUGGCAUUCACAAUCUCCCCGUGCUCGCGGUGAGGCUGCAUUAUCUCAUGAAACGCUCAGGGGUGCAGGCAAAUGCCCUCACGUAUGGCUUCUACAAUAGAUGCGUCCUUGAGGCUCAAUGGCCAUCGGAUUCGACAACACUGAGUCAGUUGCGAUGGAAUCGCCUGAAGAAUGUUGUCUUUGGGGCAGCACAAUUCCGGAAGGCCGGAAAGAAAUUCUCCUCACGCAAGAAACUCUCAGUGUCGUGUGAGAAUAAUUUGAGUACGUUGGAGACGGUGGAUGGGACGUCCCGGACAAGUUUGGAUUCAUCGCAUUCCACGAAUGAACCACCCGUGGGGGCGAGUAUUGAUUUCACGGCCUUCGAUCGACUCCGUGGACGUUUGGGGAGUAUUGUGAGGCAAUCGGGGCCACAGGAACCAGCUGAUGUGCUCUCAAGUGCGGGUCUACUCAUUUCCGGGGAGGGUGCCAAUAAAUCACCGAGUCCAAAUAAAGAUUCACCCGUAUUUAAGCCAUCACCAUCGAGUCCGUGCGACCUAAGUCCACGUAUGCUGGCUAAAUCUGAUAGCUUUGCCGGGGAUUCCGGGCUAAUUGAUAAGUUGAACAUCAAAACGAGACGAGUACUCAAUUUCCAAGAGGAAGAGGAGGAGAUUGAAGAUAAGCAAUUGAGUUCACAAGAAGAACUCAAUGAUGAUGAGGACAAUAAGCAAUUGUCAAGCCCAACAAAAAUCUCACCACGAACACCUGUGACUCAAAAUGAUCCACUUGGCGCACUAAAUGAUGACGAGGAAAUUUCUGUGACUCCACAGACAAAAAAUGUGGACGGUGAUGAGCAGAGAAUUUCCUCGUGCAAUAACAACAACACAAUGUACACGGAUCAGCCAAUUUUGUUCAAGGGACACAGAAGUGCCACUUUUGAUGAAUCAACACAGCUCAACAAGAGUAUGCAUAGGUCUGAAACGAUGCCAGCGGCUUCGGUGACAUCCAGCUUAGCGAGUUUGGGGUCAUCGCUGAAAUUUAGCUUUGGACGCUAUUCACCUGCACGUUUGUCGUUGAGAAAGGAUCUCAAAAUUCCAACGCAAAUAAUCGAGAACUUUCCCAAUAUUAGUCCAAGCUUAACGGGGAAAAAGUCCAAUGAAAUUAUUCAAGGUGGAAUAAGUAGCAUAAAGCAUGCAGCAACGUCCGUUGCGAAGAAAUUGGAUGAGAUUAAAGAAGCAAUCUCGGCCAAUUCGACACCCGUAAAGACGGGUAGUUUGGAACGUGGGGUCCAGCUGCAUGUGUCGGAGGAUGAUUUGUUGACUGAUGAUCCAGCAUCGCGAUCACGACGUGCUAGUGAUUUGGAUUUGUGGGGACGACUGAGUGAGUCGCGGAAAUCAAGCUACAAUAAUUUAGUGCCUCUCGGCGAAAAUACGUCCAGCAAUAGUUUGAACAACACGUAUCCUAUUCUCCCGGACAAUCUGUAUCCACAACUAGUGGAGGUGUGUGAGACACAAGAAUGUGAUAUUACGAUAGAAUUAACAUCCUGCUCGCAGUGCCACAAUUGCUCUGUACUCCUCUACGAUGAGGAUAUAAUGGCGGGAUGGUCGGCGGAGGAUUCAAACUUGAAUACAACAUGCCAUGCCUGUAGCAAAUUAACAGUGCCAUUCCUCAAUGUCUACAUGAAUGUACACAAUGAGCAGCUGCAGACGGUGAAGAAAUCAGAACGUAUUAGUGUGCCGUACCUCAAUCCAUUGGUGCUGAGGAAGGAAUUGGAGAAUAUUCUUAUGCAAGAAGGUGAUGGUGUCCUCUGCAAAUUGGCAUUUGUCGAUGAACAUCCAAUCAUCUAUUGGAAUUUAGUGUGGAUCAUGGAAAGAAUUGACGUUACCACACAUUUACCCAAUUUGUGCCUACCAAAACAGGAGGAUGAGGAAAUUGAUCCUCUUAGUGGAAUGAAAACUGUCUCAAUCCACUGCCUUUGGGACAAUUUGGAGCUACAUUCUGAAGCUGGUCCACCAAUGUACAUUGUUUGGCGUCAGAAUCCCUCACCAAGUCCCCUCCUGAAGGCUCUUUUAACAGAUCAAACAACUCUCAAUCGAACGGUUAUUCAGCAGGUGAUCUCAGCACUACGUUGCAAUGAUCUUAUGACACCCGUUAAGCGUUUGGCAAAUGAGAGGCACAAGCUGAAGGGACGCGGUGUUGAUCGUACGCAUUCGAUCUACCGUGAUAUUCUCUUUCUCGCCCUCACGGCCAUUGGACGGGCAAAUAUUGACAUGGCAUUCUUUCAUCGUGAAUAUGCGCUUGUAUUUGAUAAGUUGACUGAGAAGGAAUGCAAGAUGUACUAUCGCAGUCAAGAUUUACCCCCAGCUGCUGCGGCCAUCUGCUGCAGGGCCUUCUUCAAGCCCCUCCUGCUACCCUGACACACGGAUAAUCGACAAAUGUGGCAUUUUCGCAGGUAGUUUUUGAUCUAAUCAUUGUUAUCUGCUUCAUCUCUUGGUGCACUUUUCAUUAGCCUUACAAAUUCUCUCGAUAAAAACAAACAAAUUAUUAUUUAAUUUAAAUUGCGCGCGAAUGUUUUUUGUCUUUCUUUGUGCAAAAGAAAGGGUUUAUUGUAAAUUAUGUUAAAAGAAAAUAAAAAGAAUAUUAAAAAUGGCACCACAAAUGAGUGGUGCUGCCAUUUAAUCACACACAGAGUUUUUAACGAAUAAAUAAGACAAAAAAGAAGGAAGAAAUUCUCAUGAAGAGAUUGAAUUUGCAAAAUGAUGCUAAUAAUGCAUCAUAAUUCAGGAUGUUUUGUUAAAUGAGAGAAAGGAUGAGCACACGAUGUGAUUAACAUAAAUCAACGAAUUGGAAGACAUUGAGAGACUUUUAAAAAAAAAACAAACAUAUUUUUGCUCGAGUACUUAAGAAUGACGAAAUAAGCCACUCAAUUAAUCAAGAAUUAAAACCUCGGUUGUAUUUUUCAUUAACACACUUCAUUUAUUAUUUAGAGAGGAACACGCGGAGAUAAAAUCUUCAAAACAUUAUUCUGUUACUCUUUUAGAAAUAAAAUGGCUUUCAUUAUUAUAUUGUACAGUGUCGGCACAGCUGAUGAGAAAAAAAUAAAUAAAAUAUUAUGAGAAAAA